CGACCUCGCAAUCGAAAGCUAAAAGUGCUGAUUUCUUGCUCCUGCCUUCGCCCUCCAAAAUCACAAAUCCACGGCCUGAAACACCUCCCUGCGGCGCAAUUUGCCGGAUUAUUACUCCAGGCCCAAUAUACUUCCCCCUGUAUAAAGUAGGAUGGAUUCUUCAUAGACAACGUCCUCAACUUGCAAAGAGAGAACAACAUAUAAUUACCUGAUGGCUUGGGGACGGGUUAAACAUGUCGCAAGCCAACAACCCUGAAUGGCCACCAAGAUCCCCUCACGACGUCUUGCUCAGUACCCCUGGAGGUCGUGAGAAGCUUCGACGGCUAGCAGAACGCGCCUCUCCCUCACCGUCCCCGACCAAACGUCCAGCGUCCUCGGCUUCGUUCCGAAAUAGAGCCAAGGCGGGUCUGCCGGACGAUAUGGAUGAAGAGGACGAAGAUGAGGAAACGCUACAGCUUCAGCUGCAGGAGAUUCAGGCGCGACUAAAGCUUAAGAAGAUGCAGAAGAAGGCUAAACAGAAUUCGGACACGGAGAACGAAAGCACGAAGGCAGAUUCCACACAACUUAAGAGAUCCAAUUCAUCUGCGGCAAAUCGAGCACAGUCAAGACUUGCCGGUUUACGCGAAGAAAGAUCAGAGAGGUCAAAGUCGCAGAACAGCGUCCAUGUUCCUGUAUCUCCAGUUCGAAGGGUCCGGCCGGCAGAGCCCCAACGAUCACCUGGAAGAGUCCUGCUGGGAAUUGACAAAGGAUUAAAGGGUAGUGAUAUAUCUCUGAAGAGAGCGCCUAGUUUGAGGAGGAAGGACGAAUCUCAGGAUCGACUUGCCGGCCCAUUUUUACAGAGACCUGUGUCGCAGGCUGGUGGCCAUGCUUCACGAGCCGCCGGAACCUCACGCAAUGUACCUCCAGAAGACCGUCCCAAAUCGUUCAGUGAGCGGAUGGCAGCUGUGAGAUCACAAGAAACAGAUCGGCAGGAGCGGGAACUGCGAAUAAAGAAGAAUCGAAGCACGGCUUUUGAUAUUGAUCACAAGCAGAUGCAGAAUUUCAGGGAAACCGCAGUUACUCUGCCUCCAGCUCCUCGGGAGGCACCAUCAUUCAGCAGAGAUGAGGUGCUUAAUUCCUACCACAAGCCAGCUAGUAAUAUGCCUCGCAGCAAGACUGUACCCGAUCUGAGAUCAGCAAUGAGGAAUACUAGCACUUCUAUGGAUACUAUAGCUACGGCUUCAGCCAGGUCUGACUCCCGAGCGUCAUUGGAUAUUCCACCGAAGAGAGCUGCCAAAGCAAAUGUACCACCAGGAGAGGUACCGGAGUCCGAGGCCUCCCAGUUUGAGCCAUACUCCUCGACACACCUCUCAAAAAGGAUCAUCCCCCAUAAGGUCUUGACGCGAACCCUCACUGGAAAGAAGACCUUCCUUAUACCUGACCUCCUGAGAAUAGUCAAAGGUCCUGACUUUUCAGGUCCAGACAUCGAAGAAGACGUGGUAGUAUUCGCCAUCAUUGCAUCGAAAUCCGAUCCGAAGGCACAUCAAAACCAGAAUUCGAAAAAUCAGAAGAAGGGCAAGUUCAUGGUCAUGGCUCUGACAGAUCUGAAGUGGGAGCUUGACCUCUUCCUAUUCGAUACCGCCUUCGAGAAGUUCUGGAAAAUGACCCCAGGCACCAUUAUUGCCAUUUUGAAUCCUCUUUUCAUGGCUCCACCACGAGGCAAAGCUGACACAGGAAAGUUCAGCCUAACCUUGAAUUCCGACGCAGACACCGUCCUGGAGAUUGGAUCAGCAAGAGACUUGGGUUUCUGCAAGACUGUCAAACGGGAUGGCAAAACAUGUGAUUCUUGGGUGGACAAACGCCACACCGAAUUCUGCGACUACCAUGUCAACGAGACCUUGAAAAAGACUCACGCAGCACGAAUGGAAGUUAAUACAAUGACCUUCGGAAAAGGCGGUUACAACAGUGCUCGGAAGCUCAAUUCCAAGGAUAAGACAGGGAAUUUUGACCGUGGUCGCCAGGAAGAGACAGAGAAGAAAACAAGAUACGACAGGGGAAGCCACUCCCAGAUAUACAUCGGGAAGAGGAGCACGGUAAACAUGUUGGACGAUGUCGAUUUCGACCCUGACGCUUUCCACCGAGGCUCAACGAAAGAGGAGCGCAUGACGAGACGAUUGCUUGCACAGGAGAAAGAACGUGAACUGGGGAGGAAGCUCUCUGAAAUGGGCAGUGGCCUUGGCGCAGAUUACAUGAGAAAGGGAAGGUCGUCACGGCCAGAUCCGAGCAGUAGCAUCUCAGUCGCAGAACCUCCACCAGAUGCAGCAUCUCUCGGUCUUCUGAGCGGAAAGGCGAAAGAUGUAGCUCUAAGUCCCGUGAAGCGAAAACGAGCAAAUACGACAUCGAGUACCGCAGCUAUGGGUUGGGGCAGUAACCUCACGAAAGAGCUUGGCCGGAUGAAGAAUGGAGAGAAUCUACAGCCUGUCAAGAAGAAGACACGGUUUGUGACUGAGAAAGGCAUUCGAGAAGCAGGGCGGGAAAGCUUUGGUGGGGAAGUAGCAAAAGCUGUGGCUAAUGACCUUGAUGACGGUGAUGACGAUGAUCUGGAUAUUGUCAAGGAAUAAGUAUUGCGCGUUGACCAGUUUAGAUAGUUGAUGCUGGUGGAGAAAUUGCGAUUCUAUUUCUCUAAACCACUUUUGAACAGUCCCGUUGGGCCGUUCCCACGCGAAUUCCUUUAUCUCAGUUCCAACUUCUACCGUACUCGAGACUCCUUAAUGGGGAUCUAACUAAUAUCAGCUCAUCCAUUGCCAACUCCUUACGGAUCUUACAUUGCAGUCUUUGCUCUUCUCCUUGGCGCAUGGAGACGUAGGAUAUGUUGACCUUCUGGGACUUCUUUCAUCUCAUUUUCGUCAAAUCAUCACUAACAUGGUAUUGUGAGGGCACAUGCAGACUUGCAGUAACGUCUCUCACUCCAUACCAGACGGGUUGAACGAGUCAGCCAGGGCCGAGCUAUGAGCUUCCUGAUCAUCCACCACUUCGCCCU
This is a messenger RNA of Hyaloscypha bicolor E, 3019 nucleotides long. RefSeq lists its product as uncharacterized. Bases 234 to 2600 code for a protein of 788 amino acids. Gene Ontology annotation, molecular function: DNA replication origin binding; single-stranded DNA binding. Gene Ontology annotation, cellular component: replication fork protection complex; nucleus. Gene Ontology annotation, biological process: DNA replication initiation; DNA replication. The transcript has 2 exons. NCBI's taxonomy places the organism in Eukaryota, Fungi, Ascomycota, Leotiomycetes, Helotiales, Hyaloscyphaceae. The record is from RefSeq and is a predicted model, not a curated record.